GAGAGUUCUUUGCCGGAAGUCCCUCUCUGAAAUCGCGGCGAGAUGCCGAUGGGAAAAGCCCUGAUGCGGAUUCCACGCGAUCUCGAGAAGCCCGUCCCAGUGCCCCGGACUUUUCCCCGUAUUCCGCAAGAAUGAUUAAUUCGAUAGAGCUGUCAUUGGACCGAUGACACUCCAUUUGGAGACAAGAAGAAGGCAAUAAGAGCGAGGCACAAAAAGUGGCUUCCAUCUGACUCCAUUUCCCCCCCAUUUUCUGCGGUUGACAAUUCCCACCCGAUUUUAGACUAAAAAGAGCCCUGGUUUUCUCCAUUUGUUGCAUGUUGCCAUAACGCCAUUCCUACUACUCUUCAGUCAGUUGCACAGAAGAGCCUUGCAGAUAUCAUUCGAAACUACCGACUAAGAGAGAAAGAGAGACAUACGACCCUUGAUCUCAUCCCGAUAUCACUGACUUUCUUAAACCCAGCCAACUCACAUCAAGCAACAAUGGCCAGUGCUACUCCCAUUGACCAGGUGGAAGACACUAUUGCGGUUAAGAUUGAGCAGCUUGACCGCCACGGCUACCUGUUUGGCCAGAAAAUCACACAUUCCCUGUCACCACUCCUACACACCACCAUCUACGAGGGUAUUGGCUUGAAAUGGGAGCAAAUGAGACUGGACUCGGCAGACUUGCCGCUGUUUCUGGAACUCAUCAAGCACCCCAAAUUCUACGGCAGCUCAGUCACCAUGCCCAAUAAGGUUGCCAUCAUCCCUCACCUCGACGAGCUGACGGAUGAGUGCCGCGAUGUCGGCGCCUGCAACACACUUUUUAUCAGAGAACGCGAUGGCAAGCGGAUAUACUGCGGCACCAACACGGACGUUAUCGGCGUUCGUGAGUCUUUUGUCCAGAACGUCACCGACCCGGAUGCCGUCUACCACAACAAGCCGGCUCUUGUUAUCGGAGGCGGCGGUGCGGCCAGAAGUGCCGUCUACGCCCUGCGCAAGUGGAUGAAGGCCACUGAUAUCUAUCUCGUCAACCGUGACAAGAGCGAAGUCGACGCCGUCAUCGAAGAAUGCUCCGCGCGGGGAUAUGGAGACAAUCUGUAUCACGUCUCCACCGUCGAGGAGGCGAGAGACCUCGAAGCCCCCGGCGCUAUUGUGGCGUGCGUGCCCAACUUCACUCCCAAGACAGCAGAGGAGAUUGUGGCGCGUGAGAUCAUUGUCGAGUUCCUGAACAAGGAUCGCAAGGGUGCUAUCCUCGAGAUGUGCUACAACCCCACGCCUUACACGGAAAUCGGUGCCCUCGCAGAGGAUGCUGGCUGGCAGGUCAUUCUGGGCACUGAGGCCAUGAUCUACCAAGGUCUCGAACAAGACCGAUACUGGACUGGCAAGGAGGUUGAUGAACUCACCGUCCAAAAAGUAAAGGACGUGAUUGCGGCAAAGCUGUCACAACACUCAAAAUUGUAGAAAAUAAUGAUCACCAUAGACGCCUUGCAUAGCUAGAUUCUCAGCGACUGUUUUAACAGAAAAAGAUGACUUUUGAUGAAGAUUCAUGAAAUCUGGAUUAUGAGAUGAUGCUAUUACGAUC
Messenger RNA from Colletotrichum acutatum, 1561 nucleotides. RefSeq names its product quinate dehydrogenase. Gene Ontology annotation, molecular function: shikimate 3-dehydrogenase (NADP+) activity. The coding region runs from base 481 to 1440 and encodes 319 amino acids. Gene Ontology annotation, biological process: chorismate biosynthetic process; shikimate metabolic process. The record is from RefSeq and is a predicted model, not a curated record. NCBI's taxonomy places the organism in Eukaryota, Fungi, Ascomycota, Sordariomycetes, Glomerellales, Glomerellaceae. The transcript has 2 exons.